CCACAUUUACUGUACUGCAUGCCGACUGCCUUGAAGAAACUGUAGCUAACCACCUUAUUAGUAUUCUUGCCUCCACUGUGUCUCACUUGCAGCAUCAGAGCGCUGAGCAAAAUGCAGUAGAGCAGGGACAGACACGGCUCUGGCAAUCAUCUCAAUGCAGGCUGCCGAGUGUUGGGGGUGGGGGCAUGCAGCGCAUCAAGAUUAAUAACCUUGCCAUAAUCCGGGGCACCAUGCAAGCAGACACCUCUGCUGAUUGACUCGCUCCUGGCUUGAUACAUCUGCCUGGGGGAGAGGAAUCCGGAAUCUAGUUCUCACCCCAACCCCCCGAUUUUGGAUGUGCUUUUGCUUCUCCACAGACCUGGGAAGGUAACCGCAAGCCAUACCAUCUGCAGCUCACAGCACCUCUUGGAGGUUACUACUGACAGUUUUCAUUACACGGGCUUCUGUGAGUGCUUAUGUGUUCUUACGUGUUCCUGCGUGUGGCUGCCUGCUUUCUCGUGAAAGAGAUUGUGUGAGUGUCCGUCCUGUGUGUGGGGGUUUGUGUGACAACUAAAGCAGGUAUAACGUACAAGAGGAGAUCUCAACACUGUGAAAAUAAUCUCCAGGCACUGGGACUCCCAAUCUGUAGCCCCCCACCUCUCACCGCCCCUUCUCUGCCCUACUCCCCUGGCUCCUCUCGUCUUUGAUGAGUUUUUGGGUUACUUUUUGGCGGAGUCUCUUGGACACGUUCUUGCCGUUGCUGGUGGAUCAAAUAAAUGGAACCUUUGAAAGUUGAUUAUUUUUUUCUUAUGUGACAAACACGCACACAUACACAGAAAGAGAGAGAGAAGAGGAAAAGAAAUUAGAGUGGUGUAUGACCAGCUAGAGGAUUUAAAAUUUUCCCUGGUGAACUUGGAGGAUCCAUUGAGAAGAAACUAAAUGAAGUGUUUACUGUCAUUAUCUCUAUUUGAUGAAGAGGAUACUGAGUCUCAAAGAGAAUUAAUAACUCAUUCAAGAUCAUCUAAUGCCAAGUAAUCAAAAGGAAAUGCCAUGCAUGUACAAAGAUCAGCCUGGACCAGCCUAUUUUUGAGAGGAUAGCCCACAGAGACAGAAGAAGCAGAAAUGAUUCACUUGUGUGCAAUGCUGCAUGGUAACCCAGAACAAGUGGAGGCCAGCAAGUUGGAGCUCCUGCUGACACUCUAAAUUGAUGAGUCACCGAAGGAACAAAAAUAAUGUAUGUGUUUUGACACUAUGGAGACAUCCUGAAACCUCUUUGGAACCUAAGUAAAUUAACUGGAUUCGAGCUUGGCAAACAGGAAAACUGGUCCAUAGUCAACUUGCUACAGGUGUGAAGAAAUAUUAUCAAUACGGAUCCAGAGCAUGCAUUUUACUUCUUUGAAUUCUCACAGGAAGAUUAGAGCCAGCUAGAGACACUUUAAGACAAUGAAAAGAUAAUCAUAACAAGGAAGAAGUUAAUUCAUCAAGAAGAUAAAUACUAUUCAUUGUCCAUCUUGCACUCAUUCAUGAAUAUUUAAUGUACUGAGCUCUUGGCCACACUGGAGUAUUCUUGGACUCAAAGGACAACAUGGUUGGCAAACACGUUGCCUAUUUACUGCGUAGAGACCCCAAUGGAGAACAAGACUGCUUGAACUCCAGAAGGACCAAUACCAGAUAAAUUAUGAAUGUUGAACAAGAUGACCUUACAUCCACAGCAGAUAAUGAUAGGUCCUAGGUUUAACAGGGCCCUAUUUGACCCCCUGCUUGUGGUGCUGUUGGCUCUUCAGCUUCUUGUGGUGGCUGGUCUGGUUCGAGCUCAAACCUGCCCUUCGGUCUGCUCCUGCAGCAACCAGUUCAGCAAGGUGAUUUGUGUUCGAAAAAACCUUCGUGAGGUUCCUGAUGGCAUCUCCACCAACACAAGGCUCCUGAACCUCCAUGAGAACCAAAUCCAGAUCAUCAAAGUGAAUAGCUUCAAGCACUUAAGGCACUUAGAAAUCCUCCAGUUGAGCAGAAAUCAUAUUCGAACCAUUGAAAUUGGGGCCUUCAAUGGUCUGGCGAACCUCAACACUCUGGAACUCUUUGACAAUCGUCUUACCACCAUCCCGAAUGGAGCUUUUGUGUAUCUGUCUAAACUGAAGGAGCUCUGGUUGCGCAACAACCCCAUUGAAAGCAUCCCUUCUUAUGCUUUUAAUAGAAUCCCUUCUUUACGCCGCCUAGACUUAGGGGAAUUGAAAAGGCUUUCAUACAUCUCAGAAGGUGCCUUUGAAGGUCUGUCCAAUUUGAGGUAUUUGAACCUUGCCAUGUGCAACCUCCGCGAAAUCCCUAACCUCACACCACUCAUCAAACUGGACGAGCUAGAUCUUUCUGGGAACCAUUUGUCUGCAAUCAGGCCUGGCUCUUUUCAGGGGUUGAUGCACCUUCAAAAACUGUGGAUGAUACAGUCUCAGAUUCAAGUGAUUGAACGCAAUGCCUUUGAUAACCUCCAGUCACUAGUGGAGAUCAACCUGGCACACAACAAUCUAACAUUACUGCCUCAUGACCUUUUCACGCCCUUGCAUCAUCUAGAGAGGAUACACCUUCAUCACAACCCAUGGAACUGUAACUGUGAUAUCCUGUGGCUCAGCUGGUGGAUAAGAGACAUGGCCCCCUCAAACACAGCUUGUUGUGCCAGGUGUAACACUCCCCCCAAUCUGAAAGGGAGGUAUAUUGGAGAGCUGGACCAGAAUUACUUCACAUGCUAUGCUCCCGUGAUUGUGGAGCCCCCCGCAGACCUCAAUGUCACUGAAGGCAUGGCUGCUGAGCUGAAAUGUCGGGCAUCUACAUCCCUGACUUCUGUGUCUUGGAUUACUCCAAACGGAACAGUCAUGACCCAUGGGGCAUACAAAGUGCGGAUAGCUGUGCUCAGCGACGGCACAUUGAAUUUCACAAACGUAACUGUGCAAGACACAGGCAUGUACACAUGUAUGGUGAGUAAUUCUGUUGGCAACACUACUGCUUCUGCCACCCUGAAUGUUACUGCGGCAACCACUACUCCUUUCUCCUACUUCUCAACUGUAACAGUAGAGACUAUGGAACCUUCUCAGGAUGAGGCACGAACCACAGAUAACAAUGUGGGCCCCACUCCAGUGAUCGAUUGGGAGACCACCAAUGUAACCACAUCUCUUACGCCACAGAGCACAAGGUCGACAGAGAAAACAUUCACCAUCCCAGUAACUGACAUCAACAGUGGAAUCCCAGGAAUUGAUGAGGUCAUGAAAACAACCAAAAUCAUUAUUGGGUGUUUUGUGGCCAUCACACUCAUGGCUGCUGUGAUGCUGGUCAUUUUCUACAAGAUGAGGAAACAGCACCAUAGGCAAAAUCACCAUGCUCCAACAAGGACUGUUGAAAUCAUUAAUGUGGAUGAUGAGCUCACUGGGGACACACCCAUGGAAAGCCACCUGCCCAUGCCUGCCAUUGAGCAUGAGCACCUAAACCACUAUAACUCUUACAAAUCUCCCUUCAACCACACGACAACAGUAAACACAAUAAAUUCAAUACACAGUUCAGUGCAUGAACCGUUAUUGAUCCGAAUGAACUCUAAAGACAAUGUACAAGAGACUCAAAUAUAAAACAUUUACAGUUACAGAAAACAAACAAUCAAAAAGACAGUUUAUUAAAAAAUGACACAAAUGACUGGGCUAAAUCUACUGUUUCAAAAAAGUGUCUUUACAAAAAAAAAACAAAAAAGAAAAGAAAUUUAUUUAUUAAAAAUUCUAUUGUGAUCUAAAGCAGACAAAAUUAUGUGUAUUCCUCAGAACCUGUUUUUGCUGCACUUACCACUUUCCCACACUUCCUCCCUCCCUUCCCCGAUUGCCAUAUUUUUCAUAGAUCUCAACUCCCUAAAGAACUGGUCUAGGAAAUUUUGUAAGAAUUCUGUUACACUUUGAGAUUUUUAUGGUGAAUUCUAGUGGUGAGAUCCAGUCAAUUUUGUCUCUUUCUCUCUCUAAUUUUUUCAUUUUUUUCUUUUUCCUUCAUGCCCUUCUGAAGUAGUCAAAUGGGGAAUGCAAUAUUAGAAAUAGAUUUUUAAGAAAGAAUGAGGAAAAAUGCAAGAUCUUAUAUUUUUCAUGUAAUGACCUGUUCUGUAUUUAUGAGGAGGACAUUCUGUGGAGAAAGAAAAAAAAAGUAAGCAAACAACAGAUUUAUUUACAUAUAAGCAUCUAUAAAACCCAUGAGUUAAAAAAAAAAAAAAAGAACUCUAGAACCAGAAUUUGUAGUUCAAAAAGCUUAAAAUAAGAUUAUAAAUAAAAUAUUGUUGGUUUUUCUGUA
Molecule: messenger RNA, 4281 nt
Organism: Onychomys torridus (southern grasshopper mouse)
Lineage: Eukaryota; Metazoa; Chordata; Mammalia; Rodentia; Cricetidae
Gene: Lrrc4c
Product: leucine rich repeat containing 4C
Exons: 8
Coding region: 1662-3584 (640 amino acids)
Biological process (GO): regulation of axonogenesis; modulation of chemical synaptic transmission; synaptic membrane adhesion
Cellular component (GO): postsynaptic density membrane; plasma membrane; glutamatergic synapse
Molecular function (GO): cell-cell adhesion mediator activity
Source: RefSeq, a predicted model, not a curated record